Molecule: messenger RNA, 423 nt
Organism: Peronospora matthiolae
Lineage: Eukaryota; Oomycota; Peronosporomycetes; Peronosporales; Peronosporaceae
Source: the annotation of a GenBank genome assembly
AUGAGUGACUGGAAGCUGACAAAGAGAGUCGCAAGAUACUUAAAAGAGACCAAGAACCUCAAGCUCAAGAUGAUUUUUUCAAGAAUUGAAGGAAAAAAGAUCAAUUUGACGAGUUGGAGUGACUCGGACUAUGCGGCUGAUAAGGUGGACCGUAAGUCUGUCACAGGCGGAGUUUUAACUAUGGACGGUGCUAUUGUGCAGUGGGUGUGCAAAAAGCAGACCGGAAUGUCGCUGUCGACAAUGGAGGCCCCAAUGUCAAUGCUCAUGGACAACCAGGCUCCUAUCAGACAGCUGGAGACUGAAGGAAGUGUGUCGAGCGUCAAGCACGUUGAUGUGCGCAUGAAGUUUAUAUGCAAUUAUGCGAGGAGGGACAUCGUGAAACCAAUGUUUGUCGAAUCGAGCAUCAUGAAGGCGGACAACUGA